Messenger RNA from Drosophila navojoa, 1645 nucleotides. RefSeq names its product SH3 domain binding glutamate rich protein Sh3beta (gene Sh3beta). The record is from RefSeq and is a predicted model, not a curated record. Gene Ontology annotation, cellular component: cytoplasm. NCBI's taxonomy places the organism in Eukaryota, Metazoa, Arthropoda, Insecta, Diptera, Drosophilidae.
GGGUAACACUGUUUCGAACGACAAAAGUAGACAUAAAAAGGCAGAGUUCGAUGUGAAUUUGUGCAAUUAAUAUUAUUAAAUAUUUUUACACUUUUAUAGUAAACAAUUUUUUAUUCGCUUGUGCAACGAAUUUACAGCAUUUGUCAGCAAUCAGCCCAGUGCGUGUGUAUUAUAAUAAAUUAAAUUACGUAUCGACGGUAGGGGCUAAAAGCAGGCAAAUCAUAAAGCAGAGAGCAGAGCAAAGAAAGUUCUAAAAAUAUUUUUGAUCGUCGUGAAAGUCGCAUAUUUUAUAAAGCUUUAAAUUAAAGACCAAAUCAGCGCAUACUUAAUUGCAAAAAUGGUAUUGAAAGUGUACGUCAGCGGCAUGUCCGGCAACAAGGAGGUGAAGAAGCGCCAACAGCGCGUUCUGAUGAUUCUGGACAGCAAGAACAUUCAGUAUGAUACCAUUGACAUUACAGAGCCCGGCAAGGAGAGCGAAAAGGAGUUUAUGCAGAACAAAUCAACUAGCAGCGGCGGCACAGUCAGCGAUCCAGAGCCCAGACAUCCGUUGCCUCCGCAAAUCUUCAACGACGAGGAAUAUUGCGGCGAUUAUGAUGCUUUCGAUUUGGCCAAUGAGAUUGAUACGCUGGAGGUUUUUCUCAAGCUGGCGCCCGCUGAUACAACGGCUGUGAGUAGUGCUCAGAUUGAGCUGAAGCAGGAGAACGGAGUGGCAAAAGAGGGCGAAAAGACCGAAGACGAGGAAAAGAAAGCUCCAGCGGAAGGCGAAGGGGAAGGCGCGAACGCGGAGAAGGCAGAGGCAGAAGAUGGCGAGCAAUCCAGCGAGGAUAAGGAGAAAACAGAUAAAGAUGGCGAAGAAGAGGAUAAAAAGGAAGAGAGUCGUGAAGAAAAGACUGAAACCGAAGCUAAAGAAGGUAACGGCGAAUCAGAAUCGAAAGAAGAAAAGGAGGAAGCAACAGCAGAAAAAACUGAAGAUGAGCAGGAGAAGGCAGAGGAAGACGAUAAAAAGGAGAAUGAGGGUGAAGGUGAAGGUGAAGGUAAGAAAACGGAAGAAAAGGCAGAGGAAGCACAAGAUGCGGAAGGUGACACAAAGGAAGAGUCGAAAGAAGAUAAAGAUGUAACGGAAGCGAAAUCUGAAGACGAACCAAAAGAGAAAACAGAACAGAAGUCUGAAGACGAAACUAAAGAGAAAACGGAAGAGUCGAAAAUAGAUGAAGAUGAAGCAAAAGAGAAAUCAAGUGAAGAGAAUGAUACAUCGGAAGAAAAGCAAGAAGAGAAAGAAAAUGCCGAAGAGACCGUUGAGUCGGAAACGAAAGAAAGCGCAGAAAUCGAGACUGCCGAAGCGUCUGAAGAGCCAGAAGAAGAAGCUGACGAAAAUGAAGAAGAUAAGGAAAAAACUGAAGAAGCUAGUGCAGAGAUAAAUGAUACCAAAGAAGAAACAAAAGCAGAUGAAGCCAAAACAGAAGAAGAGAAACAGGAUGAUGAUGAAAAGAAAGAAGUAGAAAAAGAAGACGAGGAAAAAGGUGAAACAGCGAUAACAACAGCAGCCGCAGCUCUUGCUGCAGCGGUUCCAGGUCCAGCUCCAGCCGAAACGAAUAAUGCCUCGGCUCAGCUCUUAGAACAAGAGCGCGCAGCUGCGGCGCAAUAA